GUUUUUCCAUUUUCCAUUUUUUUGCUUUGAUUUUGUUUUUCUCUCUCUCCUUUAAUCUUUGAUUUAUUUAAUUUUUCUUUCUUAAUUGUUGUUACCUUCUCAAUUAUCAAUAACCAUGGUUAAAGAGACUCUGUCAUUAUCUAGAUUUAUUCUUAGAAGUCAAGUGAUGGACCUUUAUCGAGAUUUUCUCCGAACAAUUAACCCAAUUAACGAUAUUAAAAGUAAGAAUGAAUUGAAACAAUGGAUUCGCCAAGAUUUCCAACUGAACAAGAGUGUAAAAGAUGAGGAAGUGAUCAGAAUGCAUUUAUCUCGAGGUAGAUUGGCUUUGAGAGAGUUACAAGUUUCCAUUUCAAUGCCUGCGUCCAGUGGAUUCAAGAAAUUUCAAAUUAACAAUAAGGAUAUGAAAAGUUGAUUAACUGUGAUUGUUAACAAACAUUCAAUAAGUAAUAUUUAUGUAGAUAAAUAUUAAUUUAUUACUUGGAUAUAAUUUAAUUUUCUCCUUUAACUGGAUGGAUUCUCAAUGGACAAAAUGUUGUGUAAUAUUUGUAAGAUACAAAUGAGAUAAACUCUGUAUCUUGAUAGAUGAUGGUGAUAACAAUUAUCGGUGUCCGAUUAAUCAAAGAUUAUAACAUUUGAAUAGACGAGGAUAGAAGAUCAUUUGUCCAACAAAUUAAACAUCAACAAUUAGUUAAGUCAAACAUGAAGAUCGUAAAGAAAAACGCUAAGAACGAAAUGAUAUUCUUGGAUCAAGUCGAUUGUUUCGUAAGAAUUCAAGUUUCCAAUAAACUUGAGGCCAUUUCUUUUAUCGUCAUCGAAUUGAUAGUGAACCCGUAAAACACUUGGUAAUUUGAUCCAUGAUUAAAUUGUUAAAUGAAUUAACGAAAUGACCAGUUCUUCAUGAUCAUUGGGUUCAAACUUUCACUUUUUCUUUUUCUUUUUCUGCUUUCACUUGGAUGGGUCAAGUGUGAACCUUUUUGUCGUACAACAAUUAACCAGUGGGAGAAAUUAUUUUAUAAGUAUCAAUUAAAUGUGUGUGUGUGU
Panonychus citri (citrus red mite) is the source of this 1041-nucleotide messenger RNA. RefSeq names its product LYR motif-containing protein 2-like. NCBI's taxonomy places the organism in Eukaryota, Metazoa, Arthropoda, Arachnida, Trombidiformes, Tetranychidae. The record is from RefSeq and is a predicted model, not a curated record. Bases 116 to 412 code for a protein of 98 amino acids. Gene Ontology annotation, cellular component: mitochondrion. The transcript has 3 exons.